Molecule: messenger RNA, 2571 nt
Organism: Salmo salar (Atlantic salmon)
Lineage: Eukaryota; Metazoa; Chordata; Actinopteri; Salmoniformes; Salmonidae
Product: multiple C2 and transmembrane domain-containing protein 1
Biological process (GO): regulation of neurotransmitter secretion
Cellular component (GO): synaptic vesicle membrane
Molecular function (GO): calcium ion binding
Source: RefSeq, a predicted model, not a curated record
AACAUCGUGGGGCCAAGUAAAGCUGAGACCGCCCCUCCUGCCAACCCAGGGAUGUACCAACUGGACAUCACUCUAAAGAGGGGACACAACCUUGCCAUCAGGGACAGAGGAGGGACAAGUGAUCCGUAUGUGAAGUUUAAGAUUGCGGGGAAGGAGGUGUUCAGGAGCAAGACCAUCAAUAAGAACCUGAACCCGGUGUGGGACGAGAGGGUCAGCCUACUAGUGGACAGCCUCCGAGAACCUCUUUAUGUCAAGGUGUUUGACUAUGACUUCGGCCUUCAGGAUGACUUCAUGGGUUCUGCCUACCUCUACCUGGAGUCUCUGGAACACCAGAGGACCCUGGACGUGACCCUUGACCUCGAGGAUCCCCAGUACCCCGAACAUAACCUUGGAACUUUAGAGCUGGCAGUCACACUGUCGCCCAAAGAGGGAGACUUCAGGGAAGCCCAUUCGAGUAUGCGGUUGUCAGAUGUCCACAGGAAAGCUCAGCUGUGGAGAGGUAUAGUGAGCAUCAGUCUGAUCGAGGCUCAUGACCUCCAGCCUAUGGACGCCAACGGCUUCAGUGACCCCUACGUCAAGUUCAGACUGGGCCAUCAGAAAUACAAGAGCAAGACGAUACCCAAGACUCUGAACCCCCAGUGGAGAGAGCAGUUUGACUUCCAUCUUUAUGAGGAGCAGGGGGGCUUCAUCGACAUCACCGUCUGGGACAAAGACGCAGGCAAGAAGGACGACUUCAUGGGCAGGUGUUCGAUAGACCUGUCACCGCUUAGUAAAGAGCACACCCAUAAGUUGGACCUGCCGCUGGAGGAGGGCGAGGGCAUGCUGGUGCUGCUGGUCACACUCACAGGGGCAGCAGCAGUGUCCAUCUCGGACCUGUCGGUCAAUAUCCUGGACGACCCACACGAGAGACACCAGAUACUACAGAGAUAUAGUGUGCUGAGGUCGUUCCACAACCUGAAGGACGUGGGAGUGGUCCAGGUUAAGGUCAUCAGAUCAGAGGGGCUGAUGGCAGCAGACGUCACAGGGAAGAGUGACCCCUUCUGUGUGGUGGAACUGAGUAACGAUCGGCUACAGACACACACGGUCUACAAGAACCUCAACCCCGAGUGGAACAAGGUCUUCACCUUUAAUGUGAAGGACAUCCACUCGGUGUUGGAGGUGACAGUGUACGACGAGGACCGAGACAGAAGUGCAGACUUCCUGGGUAAAGUGGCCAUCCCAUUACUAAACAUUCAAAAUGGUGAACGGAAAGCCUACGCUUUGAAAAGCAAGGAGCUGACAGGGCCAACAAAAGGGGUCAUCUUUCUGGAAAUAGACGUGAUUUUUAACGCUGUAAAGGCAGGUCUCAUGACGUUGAUACCCAAAGAGCAGAAAUACAUAGAGGAUGAACCCAGAGUGUCCAAACAGUUGCUUCUGCAAAACUUCAACAGAGUGAGACGCUGCAUCCUGUUCCUCAUCAACGCUGGCUGCUACAUCAAUAGCUGCUUCGAAUGGGACUCAACUCAGAGGAGCAUCUUCUCCUUCCUGGUCUUUGUUCUGGUGGUGUGGAACUUUGAACUCUACAUGAUUCCUCUGGUUCUGUUGCUGCCGCUGGCCUGGAACUAUAUCCUCAUCUCUUCGGGGAAGGACACCAGGCAAGAUGUGCAAGCGAUGGAGGACUUGCUGGAGGAUGAGGAUGAGGACUAUGACAAAGAUGACAAGGACCCGGAGAGAAAGGGCUUCAUCAACAAGCUGUAUGCCAUCCAGGAUGUGUGCAUCAGUGUGCAAAAUGCCCUGGAUGAAGUGGCAUCCUAUGGCGAAAGGAUAAAGAACACCUUUAACUGGACAGUGCCUUUCCUAAGCUGGUUGGCCAUCGUGGCUCUAUGUGUGGCCACUGUUCUCAUCUACUAUAUCCCCCUACGCUACAUCGUCCUGGCCUGGGGGGUGAAUAAAUUCAGCAAGAAGCUCCGUGACCCGUAUACCAUUGACAACAACGAGCUCUUGGACUUCCUGUCCAGAGUCCCCUCAGAUGUUCAAGUGGUGCAGUACCGAGAGCUGAAAGUGGAUCCCAGUCAUAGUCCAAAUAAAAGAAAGAAAAACAACCCGGGAUAACUGGCUUUGCCCGCCCACGGAAUCUUCCCUCCCUCACCCGUCCAACGCCAAGAAGCAGAGAAACACUGGUUUGAACCAGCUGAAGUCUCUCCCUCUCUGUCUCUCUUUCUCUCUCUCUUUUUCUCUCUCUCUCUUCUACUGACUUAAAAAAUAUAUAUGUACUUGUACAGGCUCCCGAAGUGUAAUUAUUACAAAGAGAUGAGUUUGGAUGAAAUAGCAGACUAUUUCAGACCCAGGUGUUUACUGAACCAGUCUGACAGAUGUCCAUGUCAUGCCGUCCUCGUAAUGUUCAACUAUGAGUAUCACACUUAUGAGUUCAUUCAACUGAGGUUUCAGAGAUUUCUCCAUAAUAACCCCAUUAGGAACAUAUAAUUGAACCAUCCCAAAGCUACUUACUAGGGCUGGGAAUUGCCAGGGACCUCACAAUACGAUAUUAUCACAAUACUCAGUGCCUUCAGAAAGAAUUCACUCCCUUUAACU